Colletotrichum chrysophilum is the source of this 675-nucleotide messenger RNA. RefSeq lists its product as uncharacterized. Gene Ontology annotation, biological process: carbohydrate catabolic process. The transcript is spliced from 2 exons. Lineage: Eukaryota; Fungi; Ascomycota; Sordariomycetes; Glomerellales; Glomerellaceae. Gene Ontology annotation, molecular function: cutinase activity. The record is from RefSeq and is a predicted model, not a curated record. The coding region runs from base 1 to 675 and encodes 224 amino acids. Gene Ontology annotation, cellular component: extracellular region.
AUGAAGUUCCUCAGCGUCUUGUCCCUGGCCAUCACUCUCGCCGCGGCGGCUCCCGUCGAAGUUGAGACCGGCGUCGCCCUCGAGACCCGUCAGUCGUCCACCCGCAACGAGCUCGAGACCGGCAGCAGCUCCGCCUGCCCCAAGGUCAUCUACAUCUUUGCCCGUGCUUCGACUGAGCCUGGUAACAUGGGAAUCAGCGCAGGCCCCAUCGUCGCCGACGCCUUGGAGAGAAUCUACGGCGCCAACGACGUCUGGGUCCAGGGCGUGGGCGGCCCCUACCUCGCCGACCUGGCCUCCAACUUCCUGCCCGACGGCACCUCCUCGGCCGCCAUCAACGAGGCCAGGCGCCUCUUCACCCUCGCCAACACGAAGUGCCCCAACGCGGCCAUCGUCUCGGGCGGCUACAGCCAGGGCACCGCCGUGAUGGCGGGCUCCAUCUCGGGCCUCAGCACCACGAUCAAGAACCAGAUCAAGGGCGUCGUGCUCUUCGGGUACACCAAGAACCUGCAGAACCUGGGCCGCAUCCCCAACUUCGAGACGUCCAAGACCGAGGUCUACUGCGACAUUGCGGACGCGGUCUGCUACGGCACCCUGUUCAUCCUGCCGGCGCACUUUUUGUACCAGACUGAUGCGGCUGUUGCGGCCCCGCGCUUCCUCCAGGCCCGCAUUGGUUAA